CUAAUUUCUUUUCUCUUUCUCUCCCAGUCUCUCUCUCACCUGCCCCCUUUCUCCAUCAUUAUUUUCCACUUCGUCCCUUCCUCUCCAAUUUCCUUUCCCCCCUUUCCAACACCCUCAAUUCAACUCCUUCCUCCAAAAUUCCGCCGGCAAAUCAUGUGACAUCAUCAUAUCACGGCCGCCGCUCUUCUCACCCUUUCCACAAGCCAUGAAUUUCGUAAACAAGCUCGGUUUGGUGCUUACCGUCGUCUUCGUGAUCUCCCUCGUCUUCCUCUCCCUCCAGAUCCUCUACCUCCUCUGGCGGAAGAGGCGCUUCCAGCAGACUGCCGGCCCCGCCGAGUUCGGCAGCAGCGGAGGAGGAGACCACCACCACCACGACCAGGCGUCGGCUCUGUCGCCGUCCAAGGAGCUGCUCUACUUCUUCUGCUGGAAGAAUUACCAGGCCAGCCGAAUCGAACCGGCCGACGCCGCCGUCUCCGUCUCCGUCGGGGUGGUCCCGGCAGCAGCAUCGGCCCCGACUGAGGAAGACGAGGAGCUGGAGGAGAUGCUGAAGCUUCACCAACUGUACGGCGCGUCGAGGGCUCUGUUCACGAUCAAGGAAGAAACAGAGAGGGAGGAGAUCGAGAACGACAGCGCGGCUUCUCUGCCGCAAAACGCCGUCGUUACAGGAGAGACGAUGAAGAAGACGACCGAUGUUGGACAACGAAAAGAAACGACGGAUGUUUUGACGGUGACGGCGCGGGAAGUGGUGGUGGUGAUUGACUUUGACGGCGAGAGCGACGACGACGAUGAUGAUGAAGCGACGCUGUUUAGGACGCCGUGCGGUUCCCCGCCUUACUACACGCCGUCGCCUUCACCUCCUCGCGAUCAGGACAGGCAAGACCCAGAGGCCCGUCUUAUUACUGUCAAAAUAGCCGGCCGUUAGUUUGUUUGUUCGUCGAUUAUUGUUCAUAUUCUUAACGGUAGUUCCCCCCUUCCGCCGGUUCGUCACCGGCCGGCCAGGGUUAAAGCCACGUAGCAGCUUUCCCUUUUCUUUUUUUCACUUUCACUUUCACUUUCACUUUUUUUGUUUAUUAAUUUGAAAACUUAUUUAUUUAUUUAUCAACUUUUGAAAUGGGGGUGUAAAUUUGGAUUUGACGGGCUUUUAAUAAACCGCAAUCUGCCCGAUCUAGUUCCCAGUAAGUAGGCCCGGCCCAGUGCUCGAUCGUUGCCACGUAAGCGACGGUGGGAACCGUCGGAUUUACUGCGGUGGGGAAAGAGAGGUCGUAUUUUAAAUUUCGGAGGCGGUGGGUGACAGCCGGCAGCGACAGUAAUAAUGGUGUGGGAGCAGUAAAAGAGGGAGGCAAAGAGGCGGUGGGAGUAAAUAAUUAAUUUUGUGACCGUUGGUGUUAUUAAUUGAAUAACGUUUGGACGCAAAUUAAAUUUACCCUUUUUCCAGAUUCCAAGCUAUGAUUGAGAUUUGAGAAGCCGCGCAGUAAAUGUAGUAAUACACAGAUUUUGCAAAU
Linum trigynum is the source of this 1502-nucleotide messenger RNA. The record is from the annotation of a GenBank genome assembly. NCBI's taxonomy places the organism in Eukaryota, Viridiplantae, Streptophyta, Magnoliopsida, Malpighiales, Linaceae.